AUGAAACGACGGUCCAUGAGAAUACAACCAUUAUCCGUGAUUCUCGGCUUGAUGCUGUGGGAUCCGUCCCCUGGGCUUGGCUUUCUACCACACCAAUUCCUACCAAACCAACGGCACCAGAAACCAGCCCCUCAAUCACUCCAAAUAUGGUCGCAUCAAUUUCAACCUGCAGCAACAGUCACCAGAAACACUCACUUGUUGGCCCAAAAAAAGGACCAAGGAGAGGAUGAUGAAAACGACGGCAAAGACAAUGACAAAGGCGGUGGCUUUCUAAGAAAUCUUCAGUUUUGGUCCAGCAAAGAGGAGGAUGAUGAAAGCGACAAGAAGAAAGAAUCAAAGGGCAAGGACGACGAGAAAGGAUUGUUUCGUUUCUUGGGAGGAAAAGACAAGGAUAAGAAGAGCGACAAAGAUAAACGACAAAAGGACAAAGAAGAAGGAGGAGGCAUCUUCAGGGCAAUAUCCAAGCGGUUCAAUGCAGGAAAUGAGACAACAACUCCAGAACCUGAGGAAACUACAACAAUUGACCUGGAUUACCUGGAUAUUGAUACCAGACCGACAUUUGUCACCUUUCAACGGUCCAAGGCGCAAGACGUCAGGACACCAAAACCAGGGUCACGGACCAUGCCAGUCGUCGUAUCCAGGUCACAACAACAACCCAAAAAGAAACCAAUCAAGUCGCUAUCCCCGCCAACGCUCCCACCAACAGGAAGCACUAGGAAAGUUUCAACUCAAUCUGCAAAGAAGUCGGCUCCUCCUUCUCCCAAGAAAACAACAACUCCCCCAAAGCCCAACAAAACCCGUCGAAUAUCACCCAGAAGCAAAUCAAAGGAUGACGAGGGAAACAAAGAGAAUGGGGAUACAGACGACUCUGAAUCGUUGGGAGGUCGAUUCCAACGGAUAUUCUCCAGCAGCGACAAUGAUGAUAAUGAUGCCAAAACUGGAAACAAAACCAAAAGCAGCCGAAGUCGUGCACCUCGGAGUGUGGCACAAAAGUUUGUUUCCAACUUAUUGUCAGACAACAACAAGAAGGAGCAAUGGGUGCCCGUAUUCCCCAAAACCAGGCUCAGUCCGGGCGAAAUAGUCCCGGUCGAAGUGGCUGGCUUGGAUUUGAUUAUCGUGGCGUCCAAAGACGCACAGAACAUUUACUGCAUGGUCAACUCGUGCCCUCAUUUAGGAACACCAUUGGAAACGGGAUUCCUCGAUCGACGGCCAAUUGAACUGGACAAGGAAGCUGGUGGUUUCACUAGCAAUUCGGCGCUUCCGCUCCAAGAGACUGAUGUGACUGCCAUGCUCAGCUCGGAUGGAUGCGAAGACUGCAUUGUAUGUCCACUCCACAAGACGGCAUUUGCAUUGCAAUCGGGCCAAGUCAGAGGAGAAUGGUGUCCUUACCCGCCCGUCCUCGGGAAAAUGAUGUCGACCGUCAAAAAUGCCAACAGUGCGGCUGUGUUUGAUGUCCGCACGAGGGGUAAGAACAUUGAGGUGAGACUCAAUUCGCCGCUGACAGCCAUAGAUGACAAGAAAGAGGGCGGCGGGCAGAAAAAGAGCUAG
Messenger RNA from Seminavis robusta, 1548 nucleotides. The record is from the annotation of a GenBank genome assembly. NCBI's taxonomy places the organism in Eukaryota, Bacillariophyta, Bacillariophyceae, Naviculales, Naviculaceae.